Molecule: messenger RNA, 10933 nt
Organism: Salvelinus fontinalis (brook trout)
Lineage: Eukaryota; Metazoa; Chordata; Actinopteri; Salmoniformes; Salmonidae
Gene: osmr
Product: oncostatin M receptor
Molecular function (GO): protein binding
Source: RefSeq, a predicted model, not a curated record
GUCAACUCACAGUCAGUCAGCGUGGACUGUGAAUGAACACCGGUCUGCAGGAACAGAGGCUACAAGAACCUUCAGCAACAUAAGACCUGCACUUUUACUAGUAUCAUUCAUUUGAACAGCACAGUUUGCUCUGAGAGGUUAGAGGAUGCACUGCGUUAUAUCCUGGUUUAUUCAUGUGCUUCUGUUCCUUUUAACUUCCUCUGUAUAUCUAAAUGGAUCCUGCUUGGAAUCAGCAGGCAGUAAACCUCCUCGGCCAAUAAUCUCUGAGCUGCGGGCUAAUGUUGCUACACAGAGCCUUGUGGUGAAGUGGCUGGUCAAUCACACUGGUUUAGCAAGGGAAAGCGGUGAUACUUAUGAAAUACAGGUCGGACGCACUGACAACCUCACUAUCGUUCACAACAGUAAAGUGAGUAGCUGUCCUUUGGGUAGUGACUCCACGUUAACAUGGACCUGGGUGUCUACUCUGCCUUUACAAUGUGCUGACCAUUCAAUCAGAAUACGACGUUUCUGCGGCCAUGCAGACCCAAGUGACUGGAGCCAAUGGAAGACAAAUUAUGGUGCCCAAGACACAGUGGACAGAGUUUGGAAAAAGACCAAGAUGUUUCCCUACCAGCAGGUGUUAAAGGAGGGCUCCACUAUCUUGUUCUGCUGUGUCCCUCCUAGAGGCAUCCACGUCACCAAUAUGACCUUCAACUCCACCAUCAGCUACCCCCUGAUCAACAUCACUCACAGAGUCACAGCCAUUGCUGUCCACAACCUAAACAUCACACAAGCAUCCGGCUCCGGGGUGUACUCCUGGUGCGAGGAUACAACAGAGAGGAGGAACACCUACUGCUCCAACUUCAUCAGCUUUUCUCCUCAGAGGCCGGAGAACCUGAGCUGCAGGACUGAGGACCUGAGAACUGUUAUCUGCGCCUGGAACCCUGGUAGACCUGCUAACCUGUAUGAACCCUACAAACGCACACACACCCUUCACAUAAAGAACACUGGUGAGGAUCCUAUUACGUGUGAUGAGUGUUCUUGCAGGUUCCACGCUGUCCCAGGCUUAGAGUGGUAUCAUGUCUCAGUGGUAGUCAGAAACCAGCUAGGAGAGGUGAAACAAAGCUACAGCUUCAACAUCACUGACAGAGUGUUCCCAGUCCCAGAGGGAGUGAAAGUAAGUCCAGGGGUGACUGAAGCCAACGUGUCCUGGGUUGUGAGGGGGAACCUGUCUGGGGUGGAGCUUUUCUGCCAGGUCACAGCAGACCCAGUAGAGCCUAGGAGACCGACAAGCCUGGCUGAAGCAGCAGACCUACAGAGCACAUCCAUGCAUCAGGUGUGCAAUGGAGGCUUGGACGAACGUUGUGAUGUCAGCCUGGAGCAGCUCUCGCCCAACACCCGUUACGCCACCAGGGCGCGCUGUGCUGUGAGAGGGAACCUAGAGGGAGAGUGGACACAACCAACGCACUUCACUACCUACCCCCUGGUGAGGCUGGACGUGUGGAGGAGGGUCAGAUUGCUGUCCCAUGGUCAGCGCAACGUCACUCUGCUCUGGACCCCGCAAUUAAGUGGCUCGGCAUCUAGUGUAAAAAUCCAGGGCUACAAGGUACGCUGGAGGCAGGAGGGGUCCCAGUGGAUCCUGUGGAGGGACAGAGAGCAGACACAGACUGAGAUCUCCAUUGGCCCAGGGCAAUGUGACAUGAUCAUCCAGGCUAUUAUUCAGCCUGGCUCCUCCCCUCCAGGCCACAUCACCAUACCUCCGGUGGAGAGAAUAGAGUAUCUUCGGAAUGCCACGCGUGUGAGUGGCAGUGCCAGCGGAGGCUUCCACCUCAUCUGGAAAGAGCAGGAAGCUGUCACUUGUGGGUACACUGUGGAGUGGUGCACAGUGGGAAGCGGAGUUUCCUGCACUCUGCAAUGGAGGAGGGUGCCAGUGGGAAACACACCAGUGUCCCUACCAGCAGGGGAUUUUAAAGCGGGUCAUAGGUACACCUUUGAUAUAUAUGGCUGCACUGACGAAGGAGACAAACUACUGGGGAUCCGCACUGGCUACUCCCAGGAACUCAAGCCUGUCCAGUCUCCCAGGCUGGUUGAGCCCAUUAGAACAACUUCCUCUUCUGUGACACUGGAGUGGCGUUACCAUGAGGACGACCACUCUCACCCAGGGUUCAUCACUGGUUACUUGGUAACCAUGCACAAGACAGGGUCUCAGAGGUCACCAGGUCAUGUGCCAAGUCCUUUUACCAAGACGGUGGCGGACCCCCACAAUAAGUCUCUAACCAUAGUAGGAUUGCAGGAGCACCAGAAGUACACCUUCCAUCUGAGUGCACUCACUAAUGUUGGACCAGGCCCGCAAACUACUGUAACUGUCAAGACCCAGACAAUCCCCUAUAUUCUCCUGGCUAAGAUCUUAACUCCUCUCCUGCUGCUGCUGGGGCUCGCCAUCCUCCUGUGUCUAUUCUGGAAAAUGCUGAGGAGUUGUAUAGUGGAGCUGUUUGGGUACCCGGCUGGGAUGAACAUCAAACCAAUUGAACUGGACCGCCACCUACAUGAGACCAGUGAGAGGCUGCGGUGUCUCAAGGUGGGGGACUGUGUCUGCAGUGACAUCGAGAUCCUGAGCGUCAGGCCAAACAUGUCAGAGAGGACGCCUCUCAUUCACCCCAAACUCCCCCACCUUUCUUCCUCUUCCACCACCAUUCCCUCCUCUUCAUUCUGCCCUGUGAACCCUUCCUCCUACUCUUCAUCCAUGUCUUCCUCCUUGCCCUCCCUCUCACCUUCCUGCUCAUCCUCUUCUACUCAACACCUGCACCAAAAAGGGUACUGUCCACAGUCACCCACAGAAGUCUGGGAUAGCUCAGUCCAGACAAGCCUCACCAACAGAAGUUUUUUCCCCUCUGUGGGGGCGGAGCAAUCCAUUGAGCUGAAACCAAUCAGAGUCACAGACAGCAGUGACAUCUCCAGCUCACCAAUCAAGCUCUCCAAUCUCAUCACCAGCGAGCCUUCUGAGGGGCCGCAGUUACAACCAGGGGCAUUAUUGGAGAAGAUUGAUGGAUACAUCACCACUGACUCAUUAGUUAAGUCAAUGACUGCAUAUAUGAAUGGACAAAGCCAUUGAUUACAUGACACCAUUCAUUCCUAUGUGAAGACUUAAUAGCGCACUGAAGCCAAAUUAAGUCAGUCAUGUAGACAUACCAUGCUCAGUUUGAGCUACUCCAGGAAGUGACGUUGCAGGGUAGCUUAGUGCUGCCCCUCUCAUUGAGUAACUCAACUUGAAGCCCGACCGGUGUCGGCUGCCACUGGCAACUAAAUUAUACUUCUAAAUCAAAUCAAAUUGUAUUUGUCACAUGCACCGAAUACAACAGGUAUACUUUACCUUGAAAUGCUUACUUACGAGAUCCAAGAUGGCGUAGCAGUCAGACGUCUUUGUCUUUGUCCUGUCCCUUGUAUAUAUAUAUUUUUACAUCUUUUUCUUCACAUAUCUUUUAAAAAUAUCUUCCUAAACAGUAACUUCUAAAUACUAUCCUGCAACCCGCCUCACCCAAUGCGGCGUGGAUCAGCUUUUUUUUCUAAAGCAUUUCUAUAUACUUCGGAUCUGGAAUCCCUCAACUGAAGAUAGCCAGCCAACUACCUACCAGCUAUCAGUUAGCAAACCACUGCUAGCGGUCAUCAGCUAACCUUUAGCUCGGAAAGCUCUCGUCAGUUCGAACAACGUGACUCAAACCAGAGCAUAACGGACCUAUUUCACUCCAUAUCACCGGAUUCCUACCGCAAACUCCAGAUGAACAUUUUCAUCUGGAUCUUCGCAACUAGCUAACCGCAAUCCCGGGUGACCACUCCUGGCUAGCGUUUCCGUCCUGGAGCAAGCACCAAUUAGCCUGAAGCUAGCCCGGCCAGGGCUCCUGUGCUACCACCGAAGCCCACUCCUGGGCUACAAUAUCCGGACCCCUUCUACUACCAGUACGGGGCACGGAACCCCGCCGAUCCUCUACGACUGGAAUACCGACAUAAUCUGCCCGAGGACUCCAACAGGCCCCUCAGGCGUGACGCCCGCUGAAGGCCCAUUCUGCUAACCUGCUAGGCCUGCUAGCUACCUAGAGCUACCUGGAACCCUACUAAUUCCACGACUGGUCUAUCGACGUCACUGCACAAAGAGGAAAAACAGACUUACCCCCAUCGCAACGUCCCCCAAAGGCUAACUUGCUAGCCCCAGUCUGCUAACUGCUAGCUUAUUAGUAUCGGCCUGCUAACUGUCUGAAUCGCUGUGUCCCCAGUCAGCCCAACCCCUCACUGGACCCAUAUGUUCACUUGGCUACGCAUGCCUCUUUCUAAUAUCAAUAUGCCUCGUCCAUUACUGUCCUGGUUAGUGAUUACUGUCUUAUUUCACUGUAGAGCCUCUAGCCCUGCUCAAUAUGCCUACAUAUGCGAUGACAUCACCUGGUUUAAACGUCUCUAGAGACUAUAUCUCUCUCAUCAUUACUCAAUGCCUAGGUUUACCUCCAAUGUACUCACAUCCUACCUAACCUUUGUCUGUACACUAUGCCUUGAAUCUAUGCCAUCGUUCCCAGAAACCUGCUCCUUUUACUCUCUGUUCCGAACCUGCUAGACGGCCAGUUCGUAUACCCUUUAGCCGUACCCUUAUCUUACUUCUCCUCUGUUCCUCUGGUGAUGUAGAGGUUAAUCCAGGUCCUGCAGUGCCUCGCCCCACUCCCACUCCCCAGGUGCUCUCAUUUGUUGACUUCUGUUACUGUAAAAGCCUUGGUUUCAUGCGUGUUAACAUUAGAAGCCUACUCCCUAAGUUUGUUUUACUCACUGCUUUAGCACACUCUGCAAACCCGGAUGUCUUAGCCGUGUCUGAUUCCUGGCUUAGGAAAACCACAAAAAAAAUGAAAUCUCCAUCGCAAACUAUAACAUUUUCCGCCAAGAUAGAACUGCCAAAUGGGGCGGUGUUGCAAUCUACUGCAAAGUUAGCCUGCAGAGUUCUGUAUUACUAUCCAAGUCUGUACCCAAACAAUUCGAGCUUCUACUUCUAAAAAUGCACCUUUCCAGAAACAAGUCUCUCACCGUUGCCACAAGCUAUAGACCUCCCUCUGCCCCCAGCUGUGCCCUCGAUACCAUAUGUGAAUUGAUUGCCCCCCAUGUAUCUUCUGAGCUCGUGCUACUAGGUGACCUAAACUGGGACAUGCUUAACACCCCGGCCAUCCUACAAUCUAAGCUUGAUGCCCUCAAUCUCACACAAAUUAUCAAUGAACCUACCAGGUACAACUUCAAAUCCGUAAACAAGGGCACCCUCAUAGAUGGCAUCCUAACUAACUUGCCCAUCAAAUACACCUUUGCUGUUUUCAAUCAAGAUCUCAGCGAUCACUGCCUCCUUGCCUGCAUCCGUAAUGGGUCUGCAACCAAACGAACACCCCUCAUCACUGUCCCUAAAACACUUCUGCGAGCAGGCCUUUCUAAUCGACCUGGCCGGGGUAUCCUGGAAUGACAUUGACCUCAUCCCUUCAGUAGAUGAUGCCUGGCCAUUCUUUAAAAGUGCCUUCCUCACCAUCGUAAAUAAGCAUGCCCCAUUCAAAAAAAUGUAGAACUAGGAAUAGAUAUAGUCCUUGGUUCACUCCAGACCUGUCUGCCCUUGACCAGCACAAAAACAUCCUGUGGCGUUCUGCAUUAGCAUCGAAUAGCCCCCGUAAUAUUCAACUUUACUAAGUAGUUUUUUGGGGUAUCUGUACCUUACUUCACUAUUUAUAUUUUUGGCAACUUUUACUUCACUACAUUCCAAAAUAAAAUAAUGUACUUUUAACUCCAUACAUUUUCCCUGACACCCAAAAGUACUUGUCACAUUUUGACAGGAAAAUGGUCCAAUUCACAAACUUAUCAAGAGAACAUUCCUGGUCAUCCCUACUGCAUCUGAUCUGGCGGAGUCACUAAAGACAAAUGCUUUGUUUGUAAAUUAUGUCUGAGUGUUGGAGUGUGCCCCGGGCUAUCUGUCCCCGCAAAAAUUGUGCAGUCUGUUUUGCUGAAUAUAAGGAACUUGAAAUGAUUUAUACUUUUAUUUUGUGAUCUAUUUUUGUGAUUACGUUUACUUUUGAUGCUUAAGUAUAUUUAAAACCAAAUACUUUUAGACUUUUACUAAAGUAGUAUUUUACUGGGUGACUUUCACUUUUACUUGAGUCAUUUUCUAGUAAGGUGUCUUUACUUUUACUCAAGUAUGACAUUUGAGUUCUUUCUCCACCACUGAUUUAAAUAAUAUGUAAAUGUAGGUAAGGGUAAAAGUGUCUAGGCAAUCAGGAUAGAUAAUAAACAGCAUAGCAGCAGCGUAUAUGAAGAGUGUGAAAGUGUCUAAGUGUGUGUCUGUGUGGCAUCAAUAUGUAUGUAUGUGUGUGUGUAUUUUGUGUGUGUGAGUGCAUGUAGUGUGUGUGUGUGUGUGUGUGUCUUGGAGUGUCAGUGUAGUAGUUGUGAGUGUAUACAGAGCCAAGAUAAAUGCUAAAUAAAGGGGGGGGGUAUAAUGCAAAUAGUCUGGGUUUUCCAUUUGAAUCAGAGCAGGAGCCUGGGCCAAUUGUGCACCACCCUAUGGGACUCCCGAUAACGGCCGGUUGUGAUACAGGCCGGGAUCGAACCCGGGUCUAUUGAGACGGCUCUAGCACCGCUGCGCCACUCGGGAGGCCCCGGGACAGAAGAUUUUUAUGCACUUCAGCACUCUGUGGUCCCGUUCUGUUAGCUUGUGUGGCCUACCACUUCUUGGCGGAGCCGUUGUUGCUCCUAGAUGUUUCCACUUAACAAUAAAUAGCACUUACAGUUAACCAGGGCAGCUCUAGCACGGCAGAAAUGUGAUGAACUGACUUGACGAACUGACUGCUAAUGUUUGUCUAUGGAGAUUGCAUGUCUGUUUGCUCGAUGUUAUACACCUGUCAGUAACGGGUGUAGCUGAAAUAGCCGAAUCCACUCAUUUGAAGGUGUGUCCACAUACUUUUGUAUAUAUAGUGUACAUCUGGUGUGUUAGAAGCAAUUAUUGGUACCAUGAUUGUCUUCUAAGUAUUAUUUUGUUUACACAAAGACAGACCACGAAGAUUGCCAUUUUUCCAUUCACUAUAAUGUGGGAUCCUGUUUUCUGCAAACAAUGCCUAAAGUACCGCGGUCAGCCUUGAACUUCCGUUCUUCAGUGGGAGGGGGCAGUCGUUCUCCCCUGAGUUAAGUAGUCAGUCUGAUUCUGAAAGGUCAAGGGUCAAGAUCUGUUGGUGGGAUAUUUUGCUGGGAAGAUGACAAGAUGAUGUAUGUACAACGUGUAGGGUUCAAAAACACUUUAAAUAAUUUGAGCUGCUCUGACAAAAGUGGGAUGGACCAAAGUUUUUACUGGGGUUUUUAUGCUUUUAUGGUGAUGUCCUGAUUUGUACUAGUGCCAUGCACCCCAGAGUACUUCCAUUAUUUGAACCUGGACUGUGUGUUGUUGUUUUAGGGCAAUUAAUAAUGUACAUAAUGCAUUCUAUUUAUAUGGUGUAACUAUAUCUCAUGUAAAUAGAUUCACUUUCUCACUUUCUCAGGUGAGAGUAUGUUAAAUCCAUUAGGCAUGUUAAAUCCAUGCCAACAUCACUACCACACCAUUGGCUCCAUGCUCUUAAGCAAAUAUGAUUGUCAGUAGAAAUGUACCCGUUAGCAUUUUGAGGACCUUCAGAUCUACACAGCUUACUCAAUACUCAUGUAACUCAUACUCAUGUUCCUCUCUCCACAUUGUCAAUCUGCAGCGCAGACUUUUGAAAAGGUUGUGGUUGUGAAACCGAGAGAAUAUUGCCUCAACAGGCUGAUUAGCCAACAUCCUCUCAGUAUCAAAUGGAAGAUCUAAGGGGAAAUGGCUCAAUACAAACCGCUGGGGUGAAUGUGAAUCGUAAAUGCAACUUCAAUAAUAUAUUUUUAAGGUCUAUCUAAGCUACUCUAUACUCUCACAUAGGUGCUAGGCUUGAGGGUUAAUUGUAGCCUAGAUUAUUUUUCGUCGUUACAGUUCAUUAACCAAAUAAAUUCAAGUGUUAUUUGACACACGCGCCAAAUACAACAGGUGUAGACUUUACCGUGAAAUGCUUACUUGCGAGCCCUUUACCAACAAUUCAGAGUUAAAAAGCAAGAAAAAAAUGCAAAUAAAGAAAAAAAGGGUAAUAGUAACUCAAUAAAAGAACAAUAACCAGGAUAUAUACAAGAAGUACCGGUACCGAGUCAAUGUGCAGGGGUAUGAGAUAGUUGAGGUAAUUGAGAUAUGUACACUACAGUUCAAAAGUUUGGGGUCACUUAGAAAUGUCCUUGUUUUUGAAAGAAAAGCUCAUUUUUGGUCCAUUAAAAUAACAUCAAAUUGAUCAGAAAUACAGUGUAGACAUUGUUAAUGUUGUAAAUGACUAUUAUAGCUGGAAAUUACAAUUUUUUGUGGAAUAUCUACAUAGGCGUACAAUCAUGAUCUAAACACACCAAGACAGCCGUGAAGAGGGCACGACAAGGCAUAUUCCCCCUCAGGAGACGGAAAAGAUUUGGCAUGGCUCCUCAGAUCCUCAAAAAUGUCUACAGCUGCACCAUCGAGAGCAUCCUGACUGGUUGCAUCACCGCCUGGUAUGGCAACUGCUCGGCCUCUGACCAGAAAGGCACUACAAAGGGUAGUGUGUACGGCCUAGUACAUCACUGGGCCCAAGCUUCCUGCCAUCCUGGACCUCUAUACCAGGCGAUGUCAGAGGAAGGCCCAAAAUAUUGCCAAAGACUCCAGCCACCCUAGUCAUAGACUGUUCUCUCUGCUAGCGCAUGGCAAGUGGUAGCGGAGUGCCAAGUCUAGAUCCAAAAGGCUUCUUAACAGCUUCUACCCCCAAGACAUAAGACUCCUGAACAGCUAAUCAAAUGGCUACCCGGACUAUUUGCAUUGUACCCUCCACCUCCAUUUUUACGCUGCUGCUACCCUCUGUUUAUUAUCCAUGCAUAGUCACUUUACCUCUACCUACAUGUACAUAUUACCUCGACUAACCGGUGCCCCCGCAUAUUGACUCUCUAUCGGUUCCCCCUGUAUAUAGCCUCGCUACUGUUAUUUUAUUGUUGCUCAAAGUUGAUGAAUCCAACAACUGAAAGUCUCUUUCAGCAACAAAUACAGUCAUGGGUGUAACUCUACAAUUUACUUGAAAAGCAAGGCACUGAGAUAUUUACACUAAGCAGUGUGUUAUUUUAACACUGUUCCGGUCUUAUUAAAGAGCUCAGUGACUUUCAACGUGGCGCCAUCAUAGGAUGCCACCGUUCCAACAAGUCAGUUUGUAAAAUGUCUGGCCUGCUAGAGCUGCCCCGGUCAACUGUAAGUACUGUUAUUGUGAAGUGGAAAUGUCUAGGAGCAACGGCUCAGCCUCGAAGUGGUAGGCCACACAAGCUCACAAAUUGGGACCCUUGAGUGCUGAAGCGUGUAGCAUGUAAAAAUCAUCUGUCUUCGGUUGCAACACUCACUACCGAGUUCCAAACUGCCUCUGGAAGCAACAUCAGCACUUUCCUGUUCCUGCAUUAUAAUACCCCCGUGCACAAAGCGAGGUCCAUACAGAAGUGGUUUGUUGAGAUCGGUGUGGAAGAACUUGGCUGGCCUGCACAGAGCCCUGACCUCAACCCCAUCGAACACCUUUGGGAUGAAUUGGAACGCCAACUGCGAAUCAGGCCUAAUCAUCCAACAUCAGUGCCUGACCUCACUAAUGCUCGUGGCUGAAUGGAAGCAAGUUCCCGCAGAAAUGUUCCAACACGUAGUGGAAAGCCUUCCCAGAAGAGUGGAGGAAAUUAUAGCAGCAAAGGGGGGACCAACUCCAUAUUAAUGUCCAUGAUUUUGGAAUGAGAUGUUGGACAAGCAGGUGUCCACAUACUGUUGGUCAUAUAGGGUAUAUCUAUCUCUGGAUAGUGCCAAUACAAUACUGAGAUAUUCACGGUAACUUGAUGUCAGAGCAAUGAAACACAGUGCAAUACAGUAAAGUGACUUUUAUACUGUAAGAAAAUUAUUUCUAUAGUAUUUUACUGUAAUUACAAGGGAUUAGAGUAAGCAGGUUGGCUGUAGGCAUUUGCACAUUACAGCAUAUUAAUGACUACUAGGUGUUUUAUUGCCUUAAUAAAGGCUUCCAAACUGGCUGUGAUUACAGGGCAAAACAGAUCAAAUGGACAUGAGAGAAUAUUCAACCAUUAAAAGGUUUAAAACCCACUACCACUCUGAUCUGUUCCCUAUAUACAUUUAAUUGCUACCACAUAUCACUUAAAUUGGUACAGGACACAUGGUCAAAACAUAUUGACACAACAGUAACUAGGAUGGGGAGAAGUCUUUCCAUAAUAUUGUGCUGCUCUGCAUUCUUAACAGCGCUAUUAUCAAGGCAGGUCCUACAGGCUGUAGUUUUGUUGCACCUGGACUUCUGUUCAGUCGUGUGGUCAGGACUUAGGAAAAGAGAAAUUGGAUCAGAACAGGGCAGCAUGUCUGGGCCUUGGAUGUACACAGAGGGCUAACAUUAAUAAUAUACAUGCCAAUCUCUCCUGGCUCAAAGUGGAGGUGACUUCAUCACUACUUGUAUUUGUGAGAGGUAUUGACAUGUUGAAUGCACCGAGCUGUCUGUUUGAACUACUGGCACACAGCUCGGACACCCAUGCAUACCCCACAAGACAUGUCACCAGAGGUCUCUUCACAGUCACCAAGUACAGAACAAACUAUGGGAAGUGCACAGUACUACAUAGAGCCAUGACUACAAGGAAUUCUAUUCCACAUCAGGUAACUGAUGCAAUCAGUAAAAUUUGAUUUAAAAAACUGAUAAAAAGACACCUUGCGGAACAGCGGGGACUGUGAAGCAACACAAACAUAAGCACAGACACAUACAUAAAAACCCACAAUAACAUACACACACAUACACAUUGUUUUUGUGUUGUAGAUAUUUGGUGGCAGAGUACGGCCCUGAGGGCACACACUUAAUGUGUUGUGAAAUCUGUUGUGAAUGUA